AUGGAAAGCAAGAUAAUCCAGGAGUUUGCUGUGGUGGCAAGUAAAAUAUGGUGGAGAAGGAACACCUUAAUCUUUAAAGGUGUUUUUGCUCACCCGAAGGUAAUUGUGCAAGAGGCUAGAUUCAUUUUGGAUGAGCUGGUUGAGGAGAGAUGCAGAGCUGGUAUGGUAUGUAACUCAGCAGAGGUUUGGCAGGCUCCAAAAACAAAUUGGGUCAAGAUGAAUUGGGACAGUGCAGUGGAUAAAGCUAGAGGAAUUGUUGGAGUGGGAGUGGCUGUGAGGAACAGCUCAGGCUCGAUAAUUGCAACCUUGAGGACUAAGAAGCCUCUAUUCCCGGACCCUUUGUUAGCUGAGACAUUCGGUGCACUUAAAACUGCACAAUUUGGCAUGGAGCUUGGCCUUACACAAGUGAUCAUUGAAGGAGACUCCAUCCAAGUUAUUAACCAGCUUAGAAGUGGCAAGAAAGGCUUUAACAGUGCAAGCAUGUUUAUUAGUGAAGCUAAACAGCUCUUAGGAAAUUUUGCUAAGUGGGAGGUUUCUCAUGUAAGGAGAAAUGGCAACUCUAUAGCUCACUUGUUAGCAAAAGAUGCUCUAUCCAAUCAUGAUCAUAUUGUAACUUUGGAGGACCUUCCUCCUUGUAUCCCAUUGGUUUGA
Messenger RNA from Juglans regia (Persian walnut), 651 nucleotides. RefSeq lists its product as uncharacterized. The record is from RefSeq and is a predicted model, not a curated record. The coding region runs from base 1 to 651 and encodes 216 amino acids. Gene Ontology annotation, molecular function: RNA-DNA hybrid ribonuclease activity; nucleic acid binding. The transcript has a single exon. Lineage: Eukaryota; Viridiplantae; Streptophyta; Magnoliopsida; Fagales; Juglandaceae.